AUGAGCAAAUUAAGGGAGCUAGUGAAUUCAAACAACUUUAAGCUCAACUUCUGGCAAACCCCCAGCACUUUCGGUCGUCCUGUAGAUGUGCUGGUCCCGUUGGUCAGUCUGCUACCGGUCAAAUCCUUCCUGAAGUCCCAGGGCUUAGAGUAUGCAGUGACUAUUGAAGACCUGCAGGCCCUUUUAGAUAAUGAAGAUAAAGAAAUGCAGCACAGCCAAGGGCAGGAACGGAGCAGUAAUAACUUCAACUACGGGUCCUACCAUUCCCUGGAAGCUAUUUACCAAGAGAUGGACAACAUUGCCAGAGAAUUUCCCGACUUGGUGAGCAAAGUGGAAAUUGGACAUUCAUUUGAGAAACGGCCAAUGUAUGUACUGAAGUUCAGCACUGGAGAAGGCAGCAGGCGGCCGGCCAUUUGGCUGAAUGCAGGCAUCCAUUCCCGGGAGUGGAUCUCACAGGCCACGGCCAUCUGGACCGCACGGAAGAUUGUAUCUGACUAUGGGAAGGAACCAGCCAUCACCUCCAUCUUGAAGAAAGUGGAUAUUUUCUUGCUGCCUGUGGCCAAUCCUGAUGGAUAUGUUUACACACAAACUAAAAAUCGACUAUGGAGGAAGACGCGGUCCAUAAACCCCGGAAGCUCCUGUGUUGGUGUUGAUGCCAAUAGAAACUGGAAUGCCAGUUUUGCAGGAGAAGGCGCCAGUAGUAACCCUUGCUCCGAAGUGUACCAUGGACCCCGUGUCCACUCAGAAGUGGAGGUGAAGUCAGUAGUUGAUUUCAUCCAGAACCACGGGAAUUUCAAAUGCUUCAUCGACAUUCACAGCUACUCACAGCUGCUGAUGUAUCCCUACGGGUACACAGUCAAGAAGGCCCCGGAUGCUGAAGAGCUGGACGAUGUGGCGAGGCGUGCGGCCACGGCUCUGGCCUCCCUGUCGGGCACUGAAUACCAUGUGGGCCCUACCUGCACCACCGUCUACCCAGCAAGCGGCAGCAGCAUGGACUGGGCUUAUGACCAUGGCAUCAAGUACGCCUUCUCCUUUGAGCUGAGAGACACUGGCCACUACGGCUUCCUCCUGCCCGCUGACCAGAUCAUCCCCACGGCAGAGGAGACCUGGCUGGGGCUGAAGACCAUCAUGGAGCAUGUGCGGGACAACCUGUACUAGAGGGCCCCCAUGGAUUGCAACCUCUACUAAGGGCCCCCCUGUCUACCACAGCUCACCCCCUGCAGCACACACACCAGGGCCGUUCUGGAAGAGGGUUGUUCUUUCAGGUAACAAGUCAGAGCCCUCUGCUGUGGAGUGAACACAGGUUAGCCCCUGUUUAUGAAUUCCAGGGGUGCCCGUGAGAAGCCGUCUGUCAGCUUCUAGGUCCUGUUGUUUUACUGUGUCCUCUGCGCUUUGCUCCCACACAGCUGGCUGGGCAGGCUGCCCCUUAGUAGGUAGCCUGUUGCUAACUCAGUUUUAGAACUAAAAGAGGUCUGAGUUGGCUUUCUGGGAUCCCGAUCUCAGUGUGUGUAAUGCCUUGCAGCCAAGCCAGUGACUGCGUUUGGUGGGGCCCCAGAGAGGCACGGGGAGACCGUGCUUAUUCUUUAGACCAGUCUCACAGGGGAUGCAGAACUUC
Molecule: messenger RNA, 1615 nt
Organism: Condylura cristata (star-nosed mole)
Lineage: Eukaryota; Metazoa; Chordata; Mammalia; Eulipotyphla; Talpidae
Gene: CPA4
Product: carboxypeptidase A4
Exons: 10
Coding region: 1-1158 (385 amino acids)
Biological process (GO): proteolysis
Molecular function (GO): metallocarboxypeptidase activity; zinc ion binding
Source: RefSeq, a predicted model, not a curated record